CCGCGAGACGACGGGCCGGCCAGUAUCGUGGAGGCGCGCGGCCCGUUGCGAUCGUCCAACCCUUACAAUACCGUCGCGCAACGCGCGCGCACAUACACACAUACACGCAUAAACGUCGUGACGCGUGUAAACGCGCGCGGGGGAAUAUUUUCGAGGACCGACGUUCACCAGGACGUUUCCGGUUUGAUUUUUCCGAUCGAGGACGGCAGAUGGGAUCGCCGCGGAGAGAUUCGUCAACGCGGGGACGAGAGCUCCGGAUGAACAACCCCGUGGAAUUCUGCGAGGGAGAUAAGAAUACCAGCCAGGGUUCCGCGUCGUGAGAUAAACGUCGCGACGUAAAUUCUUAUCUAUCACGAGAAUGUCCGGCCUAUGAGUGGUAUUUUUUCCGACGAGGGAAGGGAAACCCCCCUCCCCUUCUUUCUCCGGUCUCUCAUCGACAACGGUUCUCCCUAGAAGCUUGUCGGACGUUCUCAAAGGGUGGACUUUCCCCCCCCGAGCUGUCGCGGAUUAUACAACCCGGGACCAGUUACGCGUUGCUCUCGGGGAACUUUCUUCCGGCACGUUCCGGGAACUUUCUGGAGGUGCGGCGCACGAUCCGCCAUCUACUUCACCUCUCGCCGUUUUCCUUUAUCUUUCGUUUAAAGCGCUCGCGGCGCUACAAGAAAGAUACGGACAGUUUCCACCUCUACGCGGUAAUCGCGGUGUGCUACAGAACACGCCAAUUGAAAAUUAAGGAGAUCCGCAAAAGCGUUCGCGCGGAAUACAAAGCGACUUUCUCAAUAACGCCGGGGGAGUGAAUAAGAACGAUUUGCUAGUGAAGAAAUAUGCGCGAGGUCCGACGCGUUUAAAAAUUCUAGGCGCGUCGGCAGGCGGAAAGACCGGGCGACAUAAUGCGACGUAAUCGAACGUUGGCCCGAGCGCGAGUGAUACUGCGGGUAUUCCGCGAGUGCUUAAACGAGGAUUCACUUCCGGGUCGACGCGCUUAAUUAAACCGCUGCGGCGCGGCUCUUGAUCGUCGCGCGUGAUCCGGCGCGAAGAGGCGAUAACGCGGAUUUCGCCCCCUCGCGGGAGGUGAGGAGUUUUAUUAGCGACGUGAUGCGAAAGCUUUCCCCGCCCACGUAAUCGGCCGUAAAGCGUACGAAAUCGUAAAAGGUCGGGCGCGCGGAACGUAACUUUUCCAUUUGUGCGAAACGUGAUAAGAAAAAGAGCGCCUGGCCGAUGGUAAUUAGUGCGAUACACCGCGCGGUAACGAUGUAGCGGCAAAAGGGAGCACUGAGUGAUGAGCGAACGAGGCGGGAACGAGACAGUUUGACAGAAAUAAUCGCGGCCAGAAUCUCGGCCUCCCGCCGCGAGUUCUCAUCGCACGACACGGGCCAUGUAACAGGCGGAACUUUUCUUCAAAGGGGGCAAAAAACGCGAAACGACGACGAACACGCUGUUCGUGAAUUCAUCCACUAGAGGCUGAUGCGCAAAAAAAGCCUCGUCGUAAAGGGCGACGAAUUUCACGGCAAAACAUCAACGACCUUUUAGUAAUCGUUAAACGACACGUGUAGUCCGGGCAAGGGAUUAAACGUAAACGCUCCUCUUGCGGGCCAUCGGUGUGAUCAUCGUCAUCGUCGUCGUCAUCGAUUCCUGAUUGUCCCGUCUGGCUGCGCAACAAGAGACACAAGCCGAUACGAAAACGCUCGCAGGGGAGAAUAGUUCCGAAGCUUCGAAAUAUCAACGGAAGAAAAAAGACAGAACAACGGAGCCUCAUCCGGCGGCGGCCAAUCGGCGGUUUGGAACGCGAUCGGAUUUUGCGGGGAGCGAUCGUGCAUGAAACGCGAAGUGGAGGCGAAAUCGGAUGUCGGUCGUGCCGCAACGUCACCUCGUGGUUUAAUCGACAAAGACAUAUAUAUAUACAUAGUACAAUCAGAAACGAUAUCACCUCGAACUAAUGAAACGUCCCGUCGCAUGAGAGUACGAUCGAAUUAACGAUUUCCAUAAUCGAGGAGGCUGCGUCCCCGAGGUCGAUUCGUUCCACCCCGCGAUUUUUCCAAUUUAGAGUCCAACCGAUCCGGAAAAAAAAGGCCGCGCGACUCGCCGACGCGUGGCACGACGCGAUGCGACGCGCCGGAAUUAAAAGCCCGUGCUUUCGGCGCCGACGGUAGCCGAUGCACGGUAGCUUUCUCACGAAAGCUCGACGGAUCCCGGGCGAGCGCGAAGCGGAAUUCACGCGCAGCGACAGCGCCGCGCGUCUACGACCGGAUGGAUGUCCCUCGGUUCCUCGGCCACGAAUCGGAAACUCAUCCCGCGACGACAGAAAGUCGAUGCGGAGGACACGAGUGCCGCGACGAUGCCUGCGGAACUGUAAUCCUGUGCCCUUUCACCGCGCGAGAGCAGAAAGUGCGACGCAAGUCUCGGCGCCACGUCGACAUGACCGUAGAGGCUCGCCCGACUCGGUGGUCGGCUGGUAUGCGCGGUUGACAGGAAUAUGCAAAUUAUUUACCCCGAAAGACGAUAACCCCUCUAGUUGCUGCCCUUUGAAUAGAGCGACGAGUAAAUUUUACCGGAGCAUCCCGAAAAUAUUCGGCUCUCGAGAGAGAGAUAAACCGACGCGGACGCACUCGACUUGCUGCGCCACGAUUACGUUAGAGAUUACAAAAGAUCAAAAACUCGACGUGAACUCGGAGAAGAGGAAAAAAAAACAAAGAGGAGCGAAUAGCGGAAGCGAAAAAAGAAUGAAGAUUGCGUGGUGAGAGCGAGGUGUACUUUAAGGCGAGAUAAGGACACACCGUGGGACGCAAAAUUGCAAACGGAAGGGCGGAGCGGGGGCGGCGGAAGUGGUGGUUGAAUAGCGGUGGUGAGUGAGCGGAGUGAAAGCAACGACGACGGACGUCCCUCGCACGUCCGCGCCAAGGGAGCUCGACGGUAAAUCGACGCGAAGGGAAACGGCGAGCGAGCGAUAUCCGUGAUGCAGAGCCUCGACGACCUGACGACGUACAACUUCACGUCACACCUCUGGAACGUGACGACGACGCUGUGGUACGACAAUGACACCUACCACGACGGCAACGGCACCAUCACCAACUACACGGAUCUGGCGGCGCGGAAUCAGUUCGUGCUCCCGUGGUGGCGGCAGAUGAUCUGGACGCUUUUGUUCGCCGGCAUGAUCACCGUCGCGACCGGCGGCAAUCUUAUAGUGAUAUGGAUCGUGCUGGCGCACAGGCGGAUGCGCACCGUCACCAAUUACUUCCUGGUGAACCUCAGCAUCGCGGACGCCAUGGUGUCGACCCUGAACGUAACCUUCAACUACACCUACAUGCUCAACAGCCACUGGCCGUUCGGCACCCUCUACUGCAAGAUCUCCCAGUUCAUCGCGGUGCUCACGAUAUGCGCCAGCGUCUUUACCCUGAUGGCGAUAUCCAUCGACCGGUACAUGGCCAUCGUGAAUCCCUUGAAACCGCGUAUGGGGAAGAAGGCGACGCUGUGCGUCGCAAUCAUAAUUUGGAUAAUCGGGGCGAUUCUGUCUUUACCGAUGCUGCUCUUCUACACGACUUACACACAAAACUUCGCGAACGGCGAGGUCCGCGUCGUCUGCUACAGCGACUGGCCGAACACGGACGACAACGGGCUCAGCUACGACGAAUAUUUGUACAACGUUAUCUUCAUGAUACUGACAUACUUUUUACCAAUCGGAUCCAUGACGUUCACUUACGCCAGGGUCGGCCUGGAAUUGUGGGGCUCGCAAAGCAUCGGGGAGGCCACAGCCAGACAGCUCGAAAAUAUUCGAAGCAAACGGAGGGUCGUAAAAAUGAUGAUAGUCGUAGUGGUAAUAUUCGCAGUGUGCUGGCUCCCGUUUCACAUGUACUUCAUAGUGACGUCCUACCUGCCAGAAAUUACAAAUGAACCGUACAUCCAGGAGGUCUUUUUGGGAAUCUACUGGCUGGCGAUGUCCAACAGCAUGUACAACCCCAUAAUUUAUUGCUGGAUGAACACUAGAUUCCGUCGUGGCUUCGCCCAGUUCUUCUUCUGGUGUCCGUGGGUGCGGGUGACGUCGGAGCCGUCUCUGUCGCGUUCGGAGGCCGUGACGUCCAGGUACAGCUGCACCGGUAGCCCGGAUAUGCACACCAGAAUAUCGCGGAAUGGCACGGUGCGAAUACCGCUGCACCUGCAAUCAAUGAGAGGCGGAAACGACCGGCUGUUGGCCCAUCAUCGCGAUCAUGGCAAAAAAUGGAGGACCUCGCAGACCAGAGGACACGUGUCCUGACAGGAGGAGGAAAACUCGCAGCAACAACGAGUACACACCUGGAUAUGAAAAUAUCUGGAUAUGAGAAUGUAUCUAGUCUCCUUUAAUGCCGGCUCUUCCCGCCGAUCAGCCGGCGCGAUCGGCUCAAUCGCAUUUUGCAGCAUCGUGGGAAGUCGCGAGUCGACCUUCCAUUGUCACCAGCUAGUCCUUGUAUAAUAGGUCAAAGACGCAAUUGCUACGUUUCGAGAAAUUUUAAUCAGGUUUCUCUCUCUAGUCAUGACGCUAAUCACGAAGAGAUAUCUGUGUUAUUACGUUAUGCGUAAUGUAAUUUAAUAGAGAACUUAUUGUAUUGACUAUCACCUAAUUAUCUCUAUUGGCGUAUCACUCAUAGUCAUAAAAAAAAUUCACGGACCAAAAUAUUGUAUCUACUGCAGUUUCUUCGUAGUGUUACUUGCGCGGUGUUUUCUAAAAAAAAAAAAAAAAAAAAAUGAGCGCAAAUUCGCCAUGUUAGUAAAAUGUAACGUUUAAAUCUAAAAAGUAAUGAUUUAUAACGCGGGACAUCAUUGCGUAAUUGCUGUGUUCCUAUCGUAUAAUAUAAUAAUUUUUUCGAAGAGAAAACUGAAAAAUCCAAGACUAAGAGACAUGCUCCUAUGUUUAAAGAUAAGAUAUUUCUUCAAUCAAUAGGCCUAAGAAUUUAAAAAAUAAAAAUUUGACAUAUAUUUUAUGCUAAGUAAAAUAAAAGAUAUAAAAAAUUUCAUAUACAUAUAGAAUUAUAUAUAUCUUUACAGCCAACUGCAAGCUCUUUGUUAAUAAAUUAAAGAAUGUAAAUUAUGUGAAUACGCGCACUAGAUGUGGUUGUGAACCCAUAGAUAAUCUGCAGUGAGUCAAAACUCUUAUCGCUAUAUUAUUUCUUAUUUGCAAAAGUCUAAAUUUUGGAUCGCUUUAUUUCUUCAUGAAAUAAAUGUAAUAGUAAUACAUAACUUUAUGUUCAAAACAAUAAUAUGCGAUUUCUUAUUCAAUAUCAUAAACUCGAUCAGCUUUUUAACGAAUUUAAAAAUAAAAUCUACUUGUAUAUAUUUUGAUAUUAAAGAAUUAUAUAAUUUUUCUGUCAUUUUAGAAGAUUGCAUGCUGUUUAAAAGAGAUUCGUUUUAGCAUGCUUUCUAUUGGACGUGACCUCAUUUUACGUAUUCAUUCAAACUAAACGAAAAAUAAACGUAACAACGUUAAUGAACUUAAAA
Messenger RNA from Monomorium pharaonis (pharaoh ant), 5466 nucleotides. Its product is annotated as tachykinin-like peptides receptor 99D. Gene Ontology annotation, biological process: G protein-coupled receptor signaling pathway. Gene Ontology annotation, cellular component: plasma membrane. The record is from RefSeq and is a predicted model, not a curated record. Bases 2954 to 4249 code for a protein of 431 amino acids. The transcript is spliced from 7 exons. Gene Ontology annotation, molecular function: tachykinin receptor activity. NCBI's taxonomy places the organism in Eukaryota, Metazoa, Arthropoda, Insecta, Hymenoptera, Formicidae.